Messenger RNA from Carya illinoinensis, 997 nucleotides. Its product is annotated as glutathione S-transferase U17-like. Gene Ontology annotation, cellular component: cytoplasm. Lineage: Eukaryota; Viridiplantae; Streptophyta; Magnoliopsida; Fagales; Juglandaceae. The transcript has 2 exons. Gene Ontology annotation, molecular function: glutathione transferase activity. Gene Ontology annotation, biological process: glutathione metabolic process. Bases 52 to 759 code for a protein of 235 amino acids. The record is from RefSeq and is a predicted model, not a curated record.
CUCUUCCCAGGUUUGUGACUCACAAUUUUGAGAGCUAAAGAACUCUCACUCAUGGCGAACACCAGCAGUACUACUGAUGUCAAGGUUCUGGGUGCAUGGCCGAGCCCAUUCGUGAUUAGGGUUCGCAUUGCCCUGAACAUCAAAUCUGUUAAGUACGAGUUUCUUGAGGAGACAUUUGGUUCUAAGAGCCAGCUUCUUCUCCAAUCAAACCCUGUACACAAGAAAAUCCCGGUUUUCAUCCAUGGCGGAAAGCCCAUCGCUGAGUCUCUCAUCAUUGUGCAGUACAUUGACGAAGUCUGGAGCUCUGGUCCCUCCAUCCUCCCCUCUGAUCCCUACGACCGUGCCAUUGCACGAUUUUGGGCUGCCUAUGUUGAUGAUAAGUUUUUCCCGCCCUUGAGACUCAUUAAGAGUGCACAAGGAGAGGAGAAAGCGGCAUUAGUGAAACAAGUGACUGAAGGACUUGAUCUAUUGGAGGAAGCAUUUCAGAAGAGCAGCAAAGGGAAGGCUUUCUUUGGGGGAGAUAGAAUUGGGUAUCUUGAUAUUGCUUUCGGAUCGACGUUGGGUUGGCUGAGAGCAACAGAGAACAUGGGUGAGGUGAAGCUGCUGGAUGGAGCAAAGACUCCUGGACUGGUGCUAUGGGCUGAGAGCUUCUGUGCCGAUGGUGCUGUUAAGGGUUUGAUUCCAGAGACCGAGAAGCUUGUCGAGUUUGCCAAGCUUCUGGCCGCGAGGAUGAAAGGCGGGGCUCCUCCUAAGCAAUAAUAUGAUCAGUUUCUGUGGACAACUAGGUUUCAUGUUGAAUGUGUUAGAAGUUGAUGGGGGUAUCUGUUAUGCUUCUUUUGCUAGCAAGUAACCUGUUUGUUUAAUUAUGUGGUGCAGGCUUGAAAAAUGUACUGAUGAAGAAUAAAUUCGACUUUCUAUGAAUGUUGUGUAAUAGUGAGCACUACUUUAUGUUAUGUUUUGGGUCUCAUUUGAAUGGACGAGCAAUGUUUGAAGAUUA